Messenger RNA from Lytechinus pictus (painted urchin), 1980 nucleotides. RefSeq names its product suppressor of cytokine signaling 2-like. Gene Ontology annotation, biological process: intracellular signal transduction; phosphatidylinositol phosphate biosynthetic process. The record is from RefSeq and is a predicted model, not a curated record. Gene Ontology annotation, molecular function: 1-phosphatidylinositol-3-kinase regulator activity. Bases 786 to 1472 code for a protein of 228 amino acids. The transcript has a single exon. Lineage: Eukaryota; Metazoa; Echinodermata; Echinoidea; Temnopleuroida; Toxopneustidae. Gene Ontology annotation, cellular component: phosphatidylinositol 3-kinase complex.
CAACGCUAGCACUUCGCAUGCAUCGCACAUUUACAGUACAUCGGAUUGUCUUCGCAUGCUCACUCCGGUGGGCCCUGUAAAUAGCUAUAAAGAGGAAGUCUAUUCUGUAUUCGUGUUUUGUGAGAAUCCUGUUCGUGGAAAUUCUACUGGGUCUUUUCAACCAUGUUCACGGAUUUAUAAUUCUUUAUAAAAUGAGCUGAUCGAAGCGAAGUGUUUCAUUUGGGAUGCACUCUCUGUAGAAGCUCGUUAUCUUGGAAUACGUCUUCUUUCCAUACCGUGCAUGUGAGAGCAAUUCUUCGACACACAUUUUCAGCGUGUGUGCUGUGUGUGUUUACAUACCGUAUCGAAGAAGCGGGAUAGGCAUUCGCUCUCUCUGUUCGUCUCUCUCCAGGGAUAUUGGCCUGCUAAUCUAAUUCCUGGAAUCCUUCUGCAAGCUGACAUCUUACCUUUUUUCUUCGCUUGCAGAGUGCACUAAAGUCCAGAGUACGAUUCAGCGUUCUUGGUGAACGCUGGCGCAGGCGCUGCUGGAACAAAUACCAUAGUACUACUAUAUCUUGACUAUUCUUUAGGAUUUACUAAAGACAUCAUCACUCAGUAUUACGUAUCUCCAUCGUCCAUUCCUGAGGACGAACAACGUUUAUAUUGCUCUUCUUCUUCGACUUGACACCAUUGCAGUAUUUCAUGGAAUGAUCGAUUGAAGCAACCUGUAUUGGUUUAGCUACGAUUUGGUGAUAUUGUGUUUGCAUCAGACCUGUUAUUUCUUCGUAUGCAAGCGUGGUAGCCACAUGCCGCCACACACCAUGAACCAUCGUGAAAACUGUCGGACUGCUCGACGGGGCACGCCGGCUACAUCAGCGGACCAGUUCCAGCUACCACCGGCUAGGCCGCGUACUACCCAACAAGAUCUGGAAAGACUGAUCAACACGUUAAACGUUCUCCAGAUUUCGGGCUGGUAUCAUGGAGCCAUGACAUUUCGUGAGGCCAAGCAAAAGUUGAAAGGCUGCUCAAAUGGGACAUUUUUAGUCCGGGACAGUUCUGACGACCGUUACCUCUACGCGCUCAGCGUCAAGACACCGCGAGGGACAACAAGUGUCAGGAUUGAAUACGAAGAUGGAUUAUUUAUGCUCGACACUGAGGAAUGUCUCCGUAGAUCCGUGCCAAGCUUUGAUUGUGUCAUAAAACUUUUACAGUACUACAUUAGGAUGAGCAGGGAGAAAAAUUGUGUUGACGCCAAUGGGAACAGCUCGACCAUCAAACCGAAAACUAGGUCUGGACAUUUGGUAUGGCUUGAACGAUCAGGCCGUAAGGACACCGAAGCUCAAAUCAUAAAACCACUCACCUCCAACGUGCCCAGUCUACAACAUUUAUGUCGCUGUACAAUAAACAGGACUGUGGAACCAAGAUUUAUAAACGAUUUAAGCAUACCACGUACCUUAAAGAAAUACGUCCAGGAAUACCCAUACAGUCUAUGAUAUAUGCUUUUAUAUUAUAGCCUAAAUUUCAUUUAAUGUGGGCUAAAAGGGGGGCUAAACAUGUUGUCUCGUAUGAUAAGACAGUGUAAUCUUAUUUUAGCGGACAUCAAACACCCCAAAAAAAGGUUUGACAUGUUAGAUGACGGUACUAGAGAAACGCUAUAUAAAAGCAACAUGUGUAAUUUUCAUGAACUUCAUUCCAACUCUAAAGCUCCACUUGUUAACUAACUACAUUUACAGUGACGACUGAAAUAAGACACUCAUCAUCCUGGGUUGAAAGAAAGCUGCUACUGCAUUGGGGGUGAAGAACUUGACUGGAGGAAAAUCUAACUUACGGCCUACAGUAUGCCUAAUGCACAGCUCGUCCAAAUUAACUUAAAUUUCAUUUCUUUUUUCAAGAGACAAAUUGAAUACAUGCUUCAAAGAUGAACUGAUUUGUGAACGUCAUGGUAGCAAUUAUCAGACGUCUACCUCAUACUUUGUGAAGAAUCAUUACUUGUGGGACUUU